Molecule: messenger RNA, 634 nt
Organism: Zingiber officinale
Lineage: Eukaryota; Viridiplantae; Streptophyta; Magnoliopsida; Zingiberales; Zingiberaceae
Product: RING-H2 finger protein ATL48-like
Exons: 2
Coding region: 133-387 (84 amino acids)
Source: RefSeq, a predicted model, not a curated record
GGAAGUUUAGGUUUGUAGUAGGAUUGAAAUUUAAAGCGGUGGCUUCCCGACGGCCGCGUAUUCGCGUCGCUGAAUCGGAAGUAGAGAGUAAGGUAGAGCUUGAUCGCCUUCGCGUUAGGUCGCCUUCGGAAGAUGGGCGCUGGCGACGCAGAUACAGAGGAGCUUUUUAAGAGCAAGAAGCGGGCGAAUCCGUUCGUCCCUAUCGGUGUACUCCUCACCGCUGGUGUACUCACGGCUGGUAUAAUUAGCUUCAAGCGAGGAAAUUCCGAGCUGGGUCAGAAGCUGAUGAGAGCUCGUGUUGUGGCUCAAGGUGCUACAGUUGCAUUGAUGGUCGGCAGCGCUUACCACUACGGUGAAGAGAUAAAAUUUUUUAGGAAAACAAAUUAGUCGAUACUAAAAUGCAGGAGCAUUUUGCAUUUUAGUUGGCCCUUCCAACUCCAUCAUACCACAACAUUCUAUUUCUACCAGCAAAUCUGUCUUGUUUUCAAGAAGAUGAAGCCAACCAAAACAAAUGGAGAAAAUGGUGGCAAUGGAAAUAAACAUACUAUUUGUUUUGGUUAUUGUAGACUUUAUAUAUGGCAGAUUGAUAUCCAUUUUCCCCCUUUGCUUUGGUCUCCACUCUCCAUUGGAUCAA